GCGCAUGCGCGCUGCCACCGCUCGCCCUACUCUAAAAGCGACUACCUGUGCGUGGCCGUACCGCUCGAUCCGUCAAAGUUGUCGCGACGCGUGUGCGUGCGAGUGCGAAUGCGUGGGCAGCCCUCGUCGCUCUCAGUCCACGCGGGGAAUAAAUAACGGACUUUUGCUCAGGUGGACUCCUCACCUGCGUGCAACUGCACGGAGAAGCUCAGGUGUGCGGAGGCGGAGGGAAAAGAAAAGAAGACGAAGGAGGAAAAGAAUCAACAUGCCCCGAGCCUUCCUGGUGAAGAAGGCCAAUGUUUCGCCGGGUAAGCGGAACUGGAGCGAGCUACGGGACGACGAGCGAGGAGACGUUUACAUCCCAGUAAGCAAUAGAAGGAAGAACGCUAAAACGGAUUCCACCAAGCCCAACAACGGUCUUCAGACUUGUGUCUCCAUCUUCCCGCCGUCCGUGUUGAUGAUCGAGGACAAAGCGAGUCCAGCGGAAAUGGCGCCGCUGUGCCUGGCCAAGCCAUCACUACCCGAGCGCCACGCACAUGCUGAGCUGCCGUCCUGCACGGCGCUGGGCCGGCCGUCGAGUCCGGCGGCCCCCCCGGACGAGAGUUCAGCGGUUAGGAUGAAGUCGCAGGGUGGCCUGGUCUUUGUCCGCUCCAAAAUAAAGGUGACCACAGGCGAAUUGUUAUCCGACGCUGACCUCCAACUUACAACCUUGACCCCACUGACGCUGCCACCUUCCACCGAGACGCCUGCCCCCAUGACGACAGCCGACGCCCCCGCCAGGUUUGCGUCCUCUGCGAUCCAAUCGACGGGUCAGAAAUCCGUGGCGACUCCGCUUUACGCUUGUCAGAUUUGUCACAAGACGUUCCAGUACCAGCGCAUGUUAAACAGACACAUGAAGUGUCACAACGAGACCAAGCGCCACCUAUGCACGUUCUGCGGCAAAGGAUUCAACGACACCUUCGACCUCAAGAGACAUGUGCGCACGCAUACGGGAGUACGGCCGUACAAGUGUGAUCUGUGCGACAAGGCCUUCACGCAGCGCUGCUCGCUGGAGUCCCACAUGAAGAAGAUCCACAGCGUGACCCUGCAGUACGCCUACAAGGAGCGCCGCAACAAGCUCUACGUGUGCGAGGAGUGCGGCCACACGGCAGCCACCCAGGACGAGCUGCUGCUGCACCUGCACUCCACGCAUCCCGACAGUGCCCUCUUGAAGGGCAAGGGGGCGCGGCGAGGGAUGGGGGGAGGGGAAGGCGAGUCCACGCCAGGCUCCCCGCAAGGAGCCGAUAGUGACGACACCACCGGAUCGGCGGGCCAGUGAAGCGAGGACAGAGGUGCCAAAAGGACUCGAUGCUGUGUGUUUGUGUGUCUGCGUGCGUGUGUGUGUGUAUAUGAAAAGCACAACAAGCCAUUUGAUUUCUGCGUGGAAUUCAACGGGGAUCGCCUAUAAACCUACUUUUACACCUUUUUACUGCUUGUGAAUAUGACCCGCGGGAUUUACUGUAAAGCAACUUAAUAAUCCAACUUUUCUAUGAAAGACAACUUUUCAUUAAAAGGGACAUGUAGAUGAAAUGACAA
This is a messenger RNA of Syngnathus typhle (broad-nosed pipefish), 1575 nucleotides long. RefSeq names its product ovo-like zinc finger 1a (gene ovol1a). Gene Ontology annotation, molecular function: DNA-binding transcription factor activity, RNA polymerase II-specific; RNA polymerase II cis-regulatory region sequence-specific DNA binding. The record is from RefSeq and is a predicted model, not a curated record. Gene Ontology annotation, cellular component: nucleus. The transcript is spliced from 6 exons. NCBI's taxonomy places the organism in Eukaryota, Metazoa, Chordata, Actinopteri, Syngnathiformes, Syngnathidae. Bases 5 to 1318 code for a protein of 437 amino acids. Gene Ontology annotation, biological process: regulation of transcription by RNA polymerase II; epidermal cell differentiation.